Messenger RNA from Fonsecaea multimorphosa CBS 102226, 1569 nucleotides. RefSeq lists its product as uncharacterized. Lineage: Eukaryota; Fungi; Ascomycota; Eurotiomycetes; Chaetothyriales; Herpotrichiellaceae. The record is from RefSeq and is a predicted model, not a curated record. The transcript is spliced from 4 exons. Bases 1 to 1569 code for a protein of 522 amino acids.
AUGACCGGGCCCGCGAACAGCGCCGGCAAUCUUCGAGACUGUCCAGAGGGAGAAAUGAGCGACCAGCUCCCUUGGACAAAGAUAGAAGAUCCUGCUGAGCGGCGAAAGGUCCAGAACCGUCUGAACAAGCGAGCCUCCAGAGCUCGGAAGAACCUUCAGAAUUCCGACAGUCUGUCCGCUCCACAAGCCGAUGGCGACACUACCUCACCAUGGGAUCCUGUCUUGGCUGUUCUCCCACGAUCGGCGAACCGUGAUCUUCUAAAGGAAGGGCUCUCGGCUAACGGAGCCCGUGCCUUCUCCAGCACCUUAGCCUCUGGCUCGAUCCUGGAUCAAGCGAAAGUCCUCUCGCCGCUCAUGGAAAACCAACUGCUGCGUCAGAUUUGGUGGACAGGAGCCAACAUCCUGUGGCCAAGUCUCGAGGAAGGUGAAGGACCCCCAAACAAAGCCGUCCCAUCUUCCUGGGCCUGGUCCUAUACUCGCCAUGCGUUUGCCGAUCCGUUGUUGUUCAGCUCCCUCGCCCAGGCGACAGGAAAAGCCAUGUGUGUCAUGGGUCAUGCAAGUGACAGGCAACUCCAGCGCUCGAUCCUCGAAUACGAGACAAAGGCCCUACAGCACCUGAGGGAGGAGCUCGACUCAAUGGCGCCCACACCAAGAGAUGAAUUGCUGUUCGCUGUGCUCAUGAUAUUCCCUCGGCCAAGGAAGAAUAAUGUGGUCAGGGAGAAGGACCGCAUUGGAGCCUUUCGACCUUGUCUGAUGACACUCCAGCAUAUUAAUCAUGGCAGCACUGGGUGGUCAUAUGACACACCGCAUUGGGGAGCUCUGCAAAGGCUGAUGCAGGAAAAAGGCGGGCUAGACAAGGUUACCAUGACUGGGCUGGGGGAGUUCAUGCAGUUAAUCGACCUGUGGCAAGCUAGCGUGCAUCUGGACCGUCCAUCUUUUGGUCUUUGCCGUGUAUACCUGGAGUGCGAACAGGAGGUUCUCCCGCUCUUGCGCCUGUACGAGCAGGAGCAGGGCGAAGAAUUCGCAUUCCCAGCAGGCGCCAUAGGCCACGACUUGCUGGAUGUGAUAUGGGACAUCCGUAGCUAUCUCCGGUUGCUGCAUAUAUUGAGGACCGACACUGGCGCUAUCGAUGCGUCUUCGAAGCCACUGGCCCGAUAUCGAAAUGUCAUUCAACACCGACUCUUAUCGUUGAGGAAGAUCGAGUCCAACUCCACCCACGAGGCUUGUCGCAUGGGCGUCUCGAUCUUUGCUUACGGUGUUACCUUUCCCUUCCAGGAUAUGGCACCCAUGGUCCACUAUGCAGGAACCCUGCGCCAGUUGUUGGUAGGCAUGAAAAUGCUCCAACUUGCGAAUGAGUUCCGUUUGUGGCUGUUGAUGAUGGGCGCCAUGGCCAUGUAUGACACAGAAGCCGUCCAUUGGUAUGUCCAAGAGAUCAGAACGUUGGCAUCGGAGAUGGCGGUCAGGACGUGGCCUGAGCUGAAGGGAAUAAUGCGACAGUUCCUGUGGUUUGAACCCAGCUGCAACGAAGGCGCUCUGGAAGUUUGGGUGCUGUGCCUAACAGGAGACUGA